Molecule: messenger RNA, 522 nt
Organism: Diutina rugosa
Lineage: Eukaryota; Fungi; Ascomycota; Pichiomycetes; Serinales; Debaryomycetaceae
Product: mitochondrial 37S ribosomal protein bS18m
Exons: 1
Coding region: 1-522 (173 amino acids)
Biological process (GO): mitochondrial translation
Cellular component (GO): mitochondrial small ribosomal subunit; ribosome
Molecular function (GO): structural constituent of ribosome; small ribosomal subunit rRNA binding
Source: RefSeq, a predicted model, not a curated record
AUGUUGAGAGCCGUCCAAGGGAGAGCCCUCCACACCACACGACAGGCGGCGAAAAGCUUGCCCCUGUCGUCGCUGAUGAAGUCGGACAAGCUGUGGGGGAACGACGCCCCCAAGUCCCGCUCGCUGGACCUUUUCCGCUUGGCCCAGCUGAUCGAAGAAAAAGCGCCCCCGCUCGAAAUCGCCCCUAAAUUCCUGAAGAAGUUCCUGGUUGGGCAAGCGAUCGACCCGUUCGACUUCUCGAUGCACCGGGUCAACAUGGAUAACAAGCAGGCCCAGCUCCGGCGCCAGAAGAAGGAGGACCCCUUCGACACCUUGGGGCUCGACCCACUGACGUUGUACACGAUGCCCGAGGUGUUGUCGAUGUUCUUGCUGUCGACGGGUCAAAUCUUGCCCCGGGCGGUCACCGGCUGUCUGGCGGCGAACCAGAAGAAGUUGAGUAACGCCAUCAAGACGGCGCGGGCGUGUGGGUUGUUGUCGCUGACUCACCGCCACAUCUCCGAGCUCCCCCUGCGUAACAUUUAA